Delphinapterus leucas (beluga whale) is the source of this 6004-nucleotide messenger RNA. It is a transcript of the gene VEGFA, whose product is annotated as vascular endothelial growth factor A. Gene Ontology annotation, molecular function: vascular endothelial growth factor receptor binding; growth factor activity; chemoattractant activity. Gene Ontology annotation, biological process: vascular endothelial growth factor receptor signaling pathway; positive regulation of mast cell chemotaxis; induction of positive chemotaxis. Gene Ontology annotation, cellular component: membrane. Lineage: Eukaryota; Metazoa; Chordata; Mammalia; Artiodactyla; Monodontidae. The record is from RefSeq and is a predicted model, not a curated record.
GGAGCGCAGAGGCUUGGGGCAGCCGGGCUGCAAGGAGGCCGGGGCGCGGGGGGCGAGUGGAGCCGGCGGCAGCGGCGCUCGGUCAGGAGACGCAUCGGCGAGGCGGACGAACCAGCGGGGUCACCAGCCAGGAGUCUCCGCACUGGAAUUUGAUAUUCAUUUAUCCAGGGUUUACCCUCUUCCUUUUAUUCUGAAACAUUUUUUUUGGAAAAAACCGUAUUCUUUCCCCCUUUUAAUUUAUUUUUGCUUCCCAUUCCCCGCUAAAUCGGGCCGACCGUUUGGGGAGAUUGCUCCUUUACUCCCCCAAAUCACUUCGGAUUUUGGAAACCAGCAGAGAAGAGGUAGCAAGAGCUCCAAAGAGAAGUGGAGGAAGAUAGAGAGACCGGGUCAGAGAGCGCGCGCUGGCCAGCGAGAAACGAGAGGGACAGGGGCAAAGUGAGUGACCUGAUUUUGGGGGUGACCGCCAGAGCGCGGCGCGAGCCCUCCCCCUCAGGAUCCCACGUCGGACCAGCCGCGCUGACGGACAGACAGACAGACACCGCCCCCUGCCCCAGCGCCCACCUCCUCCCCGGCCGGCGGCCGACGGUGGACGCGGCGGCUAGCCGCGGGCAGGAGCCGGAGCCCGCGCCCGGAGGCGGGGUGGAGGGGGUCGGGGCUCGCGGCGUUGCACUGAAACUUUUCGUCCAACUUCUGGGCUGUUCUCGCUCCGGAGGAGCCGUGGUCCGCGCCGGGGCAGCCGAGCCGAGCGGAACCGGGAGAAGUGCUAGCUCGGGCCGGGAGGAGCCGCAGUCCGAGGAGGGGGAGGAGGAAGAAGAGAAGGAAGAGGAGAGGGGGCCGCGGUGGCGACUCGGCUCUCGGAAGCCGGGCUCAUGGACGGGUGACGCGGCUGUGUGCACAGACAGUGCUCCAGCCGCGCGCGCGCCUCAGGCCCUGGCCCGGGCCUCGGCUCCGGGAGGAAGAGGCGCCCGCCUGGGCGCCGAGGAGAGCGGGCCGCCCCGCAGCCCGAGCCGGAGAGGGAGCGCGAGCCGCGCCGGCCCCGGCCGGGCCUCCGAAACCAUGAACUUUCUGCUCUCUUGGGUGCAUUGGAGCCUUGCCUUGCUGCUGUACCUCCACCAUGCCAAGUGGUCCCAGGCUGCACCCAUGGCAGAAGGAGAGCAGAAACCUCACGAAGUGGUGAAGUUCAUGGACGUCUACCAGCGCAGCUACUGCCGUCCAAUUGAGACCCUGGUGGACAUCUUCCAGGAGUACCCCGAUGAGAUCGAGUACAUCUUCAAGCCGUCCUGUGUGCCCCUGAUGCGGUGUGGGGGCUGCUGCAAUGACGAGGGUCUGGAGUGUGUGCCCACCGAAGAGUUCAACAUCACCAUGCAGAUUAUGCGGAUCAAACCUCACCAAGGCCAGCACAUAGGAGAGAUGAGCUUCCUACAGCACAACAAAUGUGAAUGCAGACCAAAGAAAGAUAGAGCAAGGCAAGAAAAAAAAUCAGUUCGAGGAAAGGGAAAGGGGCAAAAAAGAAAGCGCAAGAAAUCCCGGUAUAAAUCCUGGAGCGCUCCCUGUGGGCCUUGCUCAGAGCGGAGAAAGCAUUUGUUUGUACAAGAUCCGCAGACGUGUAAAUGUUCCUGCAAAAACACAGACUCGCGUUGCAAGGCGAGGCAGCUUGAGUUAAACGAACGUACUUGCAGAUGUGACAAGCCAAGGCGGUGAGCUGGGUGGGAGGAAGGAGCCUCCCUCAGGGUUUCGGGAACGAGACGUCUCACCAGGAAAGACUGACAGGAAAGAAUGACCCGUAGCCGCUGCCCCCGCACCACCACCACCAUCAACAGAACAGUCCUGAAUCCAGAAACCUGACAUGAAGGAAGAGGAGGCUGUGCGCAGAGCACUUUGGGUCCGGAGCACAAGACUCCGGCAGAAGCAUUCCCGGGCGGGUGACCCAGCACGGUCCCUCUUGGAAUUGGAUCGCCAUUUUAUUUCUCUUGCUGCUAAAUCACCGAGCCCGGAAGAUUAGAGAGUUUUAUUUCUGGGAUUCCUGUAGACACACCCACCCACAUACAUACGUUUAUAUAUAUAUAUAAAAUAUAUAAAAAUAAAUAUAUAUAUUUUAUAUAUAUAUAUAAAAUAUAUAUAUUCUUUUUUUUUAAGUUAACAUUGCUAAUGUUAUUGGUGUCUUCACUGGAUGUAUUUGACUGCUGUGGACUUGAGUUGGGAGGAGAAUACCCCCACCCAGGUCCUGACAGGGAAGAGGAUGGAAGGAGAGACUCUGGCAUCAUCUUUUUAUCCCUCUUAGGGAAGCCGGGGUCCCCUCACCUGCCUGGGGACGCGCAAGGCCAGGGCACGGGGGCAAAUUUGGCCUGCUUUUGGAAACACCGACAAACCCAGCCCUGGCCCCGAGCCUCUAUCCCGAGUCAAACGGACAGAAAGACAGGCAACAGGUACAGGGCACGAGGACGCUGGCUCUGACCAGGAGUUUGGGGGAGCCUCGGGACACUGCUGUGCUUUGGAGAACCCCUCCACGUGCUGCACGGGCAUCUUGCCCCCAGGGGCACUUGCCUGGAAGAUUCAGGAGUCUGGGCAGCCUUCACCUCCUCUCACCCGCUUCCGAGAUGCCCAGGAGGCCACUGACAUGCCUUGGCGAAGAGAAGAGAGACGUUGGUGGAGGAAGGGCCGCCCAGUGGCAGCUGAUCCUCCGAGGGAAGGGCCUCCUGCCUUGGCCCUCUCCCAGCUUUGCUUCCCCGUCGCAGCCCAGGAGGGCCCGAUGUCCUCAGACCGUUGAAACCACUAGUUCUGUCCCCCCAGGAGACCUGGCUGUGUGUGUGUGUGGUUAACCCACCUCCAUCCCCCAACCCGACCCUCCCUGCGGCACAGAGAGACAGGGCAGGGCCCCGGUGCCCACCCUGGAGGCAGAGAAAAGAGAAGUGUUUUAUAUAUGGUAGUUAUUUAAUAUGCCCUUUUAAUUAGAAAUUAAAACAGUUAAUUUAAUUAAAGAGUAGGGUUUUUUUCAGUAUUCUUGGUUAAUAUUUAAUUUCAACUAUUUAUGAGAUCCAUCUCUUGCUGUCUCGCUCUCUCUUAUUUGUGCUGGUCUUUGUGUAUAAAAUCCCUGUUUCCAAUCUCUCUUGCUCUGGUCGGUGACAGUCACCAGCUUGUCCUGAGCAGAUACUUUGCUUUGCUAACACUCAGUUCUGCCCCCCCCUUUCCCUUGGCUCCCCACCACACAUUCCUUUGAAAUAAGGUUUCAAUAUACAUCUACAUACUAUAUAUAUAUUUGGCAACUUGUGUUUGUGUAUAUAUAUAUAAUAUAUAUAUAUAUAUGUUUAUGUAUAUAUGAUUCUGAUAGACAUUGCUAUUCUGUUUUUUUAUAUGUAAAAACAAAACAAGAAAAAAUAGAGAAUUCUACAUACUAAAUCUCUCUCCUUUUUUAAUUUUAAUAUUUGUUAUCAUUUAUUUAUUGGUGCUACUGUUUAUCCGUAAUAAUUGUGGGGGAAAAAGAUAUUAACAUCACAUCUUUGUCUCUAGUGCAGUUUUUCGAGAUAUUCCGUAGUACAUAUUUAUUUUUAAACAACAACAAAGAAAUACAGAUAUAUCUUAAAAAAAAGCAUUUUGUAUUAAAGAAUUUAAUUCUGAUCUCAAAGCUCCUCCUGGUUUCUCCUUCUCCAUUGAAUCUUUGUUCCAGACUUCCUCCUGCCCCCUUUCCCUCCUCCCAUGGGAAACAUGGCAUUUGCCUGAGGCCUGGGAAAGGGGUUCCAAGCGUGUAGGAUACGGGGUGACCCACCUCAUUGUGCCGGGGGCCAGAGUCUUUCCAUUCUGGCUGGGCCCGUCCUGGGGGAGCUCGUUCAUCUUCUGCCAUCUGUGGAAGUGGGGGAGGGAGAGACAGCUCCUUAGAUAGGAGCCAAGGGCCCUGCGAUGAGUAGAGCUGCCUUCAGGAGUCAUGUGAUCCAGGCAAUGUCCCUUGUCAGGGAAGGAACUGGCCAUGUCUCUGAGCUUGUUUCCCAGAGGACAGGAGGGGGCUGGGAAUGGGAAGGGGGUGCUUGUGUGGGGCCUGUACCCCCAGGGUAUAAAUUAGUUUUACGUAGUAGUCCUGGAGUUCCUUGAGCCUCUGGAAGUUGGGCCCACGGUUCCACUUGCCCCUGAGGGGACUCCCUGCCCUGCCUUGCUGCGUAGGCCCAGCUCUCCUGCAGGCCCGGGGAAGGUGGAAGCUGUCUGGGUCUUUGGCAUUUAUGAACAGUGCUUCCAAAUCCACUUCUCUAGCCUCUUUUAUUCCUUCAAACCAUAUUUAUUGGGCCACCAGCCAUCGUGCCAGGGCAAGGGAUGCCGUUAUGAAUAAGAUACAAUUCCACCCCUCAAGGAUCUGGUGAGGGUGGGCGAGGAGACACAGAACUAUAAAUCCACAAAUAGAAAAAUACAUAAAUUAUGAUGGGGGCAUUUGAUCCAGCUUGGGAGUGGGGAUGGAUUGCGGGUGGUGGAGUCUGGGAGGUCUGCUCAUUAUAUUACCUUUAGGCUGCCCCUUAAAGAGUGUGAAGGAGGAGACAGAACAUGGAGGGGCGGGUGGAAGGGUUGAAGCCGACAUCCCAGGCAGAAGGGGCAGUGUGAGCAAAGGCAUGGAGGGAGGACUCAGGCAGGGGAGUGGGUGAGGGGAUGAAGGUGGGAGAGAGAGGCAGGAAUAGCCCUUGCCUGCCGCACCCAUGGUGCCAAGAGCCUAUGACCUGGGGAUGAGCAGCACGUGAGGGGUUUUAAACAGGGAGCACCUCUGCAGGGAGGUGGUUGUAAUCCUCCCGUGGGAGACACCCCGAGGAGGGUAGAGGUGACUUCGGUGGCUGAUCAGGGAGGGCACCCCCUGCCUCUCCUGGCCACACUGGGUGGGGGGGGACUAGGGAGGCGAGGUUCCUGCCGUCGUGCAGCUUUGGUUCUAGUUAAGUGCUCAUUUUCCAAGCGCUUUCCACCUGUGGCUCUUCCGCUGGUUAACACAAUCCACAAGACCUGUGAGGUCGGGGCUCUUGUCAUCCCAAGGGGAUAUUUGCCUGAGCCUCCAACUGGCCUUCCAGAUUCUUCUCUCUCCUGCAUUCUCAUCAGCCAGAGUGAGCCUGUUAAAAUGUGAGCUGAAUCAUAUUACCUUUUGGCUCAAAACCCUGCAGACUCCGUUUUAUUCGGCGAAAGAAGCCAAAGUCCAUACAAUGGCCUUAAAAGGCCCUGCACCAUCUGUGUUGCCUUGAUCUCCCCAACUCAAUGACCUCUGACCCCACCUUGACCACUCAGCUCCAGCCACACUGGCUUCUCUGUUCCUCGCGGGUGCGCUCCCACCUCAGGGCCUUUGCAUGUGCGGUCCUCUCUUCCUAGAGUCCUCUUCCCCCAGGUGUGGCAUGCGUGGCUCUCUCACCUUUAAGUUUUGUUACCAUCUCAGCAAGGCUGCUUGACUAUAUUGCAUCUACAAUCAACACCCUGCACUCGGGCUCCUCUGCACUCGGGGUCCUCUUUUCACCAUCCUUCUUUUUUUCCCAUAGCACAUGCCACCAUCUAACAUACUCUAGAACAGGUCUGUCCAAUAGAACUAUGAUGUGAAUGAACCAUGUAUGUAGUUUAAAGUGUUCUCUGAGCCAGAUGUUGAAAGGUAAAAAGAAACAGGUGAUGUUUAAUUUAAUCAUAUAUUUUACUUAACCCCAACAUAUCUAAAAUAUCAUCGAAUCAAUAUAAAAAUGAUUAAUGAGAGAUUUUAUGUUUUUCGGUAUUAAGUCUUCGAAUCUGAUGUGUAUUUUGCUUUUAUCAAACUUCUCAAUUGGGAGUAGCAACAUGUCAAGUAUGCAGUAUACAUAUGAGGCUGGUGCCUACCGUUUUGGACAGUGUUGCUUUAAAAUUUACCCCUCCUCUUAUUUCCCCCACUACUAGAAUGCAAGCAAUGUGAGGGCAGAGAUUUUUAUCUGUUUUGUUCAAUGUUGUACAUUGUAUCUCCAGCUCCUAGAACGUGCCUGGGACAUGCUCAAUAAACAUUUGUUAUCUGACUGACAUUGUUGAAACUGAA